Amoebophrya sp. A25 is the source of this 2568-nucleotide messenger RNA. Lineage: Eukaryota; Dinophyceae; Syndiniales; Amoebophryaceae. The record is from the annotation of a GenBank genome assembly.
AUGUUGACGGCGUCGUUCUUGCCCGUGCUCAUCCUGUUCUUGCUCAGCGGGGCGGGAAACACGCUGAUUGCAUCAUGGAUGGACAAGAUCUAUGUCGAAGGGCAGAAAUUCGAGCACCCGUUCGUCCAAUGUUGGGUCAUGUUCUUAGGUGAGGCCAGUUGCAUGGCCGUUUUUGCCGCCAGAUACGCACUAGAAAAAAGACGCGUCCAGGCGCAAGGCGACCAACCAAUUCAGAGCCCAUGGCGGAAGGAGACGCUGAUGUUUGCGAUACCAUGUACUUCUUUGGCAAGAUCACGAUCUAAGUUGCAGAUUUCCGUCACAGGAAGGUCGUGGUUGUGAAGAUAAUGUGGACAACUUGGAUAUUUCCUCAGAAAAACUACAGCCAGUACAUCAUCAUUUAGUUGCUCUGUGCACGUAAUUUUUGUUUGGUUCUCCAAAAAAACUCAGGUUGUUGCGAUUGGUUCAGCUCGACGAUGGUCUACAUCAGCUACAGCUACCUUCCGGCGUCAGCGGUGCAGAUGUUGAGGGGGAGCCUCAUCAUAUUCGUAUCUCUAUAAAUCUUACACUGAAAGAUGGAAAGUACUUAAUAAUUAUUCGCAGUAUUUUUAUAGAUACUAGUAUACCUACUGUGCUUGAUUGAUCCGAGUUUCUGAAAGGCCUCUGUUCCACCUUCUAUCUUCCGUCAGGUCUGCCUGAUUUCCGUCUUUAUUUUGAAGAAUAAGCUUUACUUGCACCAUUUUGUUGGCGUGGGUUUAGUCCUUGUCGGAAUUUGCCUAGUGGCCAUGAGCAGUGUCCUCGCCGACGACAGCGCCUCAGCGGACGGACGUAGCCCCUUAGUUGGCGUCUUUAUAUGUGUGACAGCACAAAUUUUUGCGUCCGGAAUUAUGACGAGUGAGGAGUACAUCUUCAAAACGGUCCCGAAUAUAGCGCCGAUACAGGCGGUCGGAAUUGAAGGCACAUGCGGAAUUCUGAUAGGAACGGCAAUACUUGCGGUGGCACAGCUUGUCGGCGUCGAUAAUGUGAAGCUUGCAAUCUACGAGGUGUCACACUCAGGCCAGGCAGCAGGGUAGUCAGCUACUCAGUAUCUUCAUAUAAUCGUUCUUGUCACGCUGCGAGAAUGAAUUUUCGAGGCUCUUCUUAUUGGCAUCACCUUUCUCUGAUCGGAAGAGCAUGACCAUACACUUCUAGCAGAAAGUAGUGCCAAACGGCACCUCCGCAUCCUUCUGCCUGAAUUUCAGAUCUUGCCUGCUCCUUGCGUGUAGUAUAGCGGUGUUCAACGUGUGCGGACAGAAGAUUACAAAGCAUAUAUCAGCAAUGGCGCGCUCAGCACUCGACUCUAGCAGAACUAUAUUGGUGUGGAUAGCUGAGCUUGCCUUUGGCUGGAGAGCAUUCGCCUACGACACCAUUCCGUUCUUACGGACGAGCUUACAACUACUAAUCUAUCACGGAGAGUGAAGGUCGAGCUUUGGGCUUUCCAUUUACAUUUGGUUGUAUCAUAUUUAUUACAACUACACUGCUCGGACAAGUAGUAGGAAGAAUAAGUCUAGAUGAAGUUAUUUUGUUCCCUUUUCCUUUCAUAUCUUUGGGUUCAGCCAUUCGGUUUCGUGUUUAUCGUGCUUGGGCAGGCAUUGUAUUUCAACACCAUCAAAGUGCGCAGGCUUAUGGGCGAUGAGGAGAUCGCGGAGAUGGAGCGCAGCUUAUUGUCCGCCGAACAAGCAGAACGCAGUGGCAAGCAACGCGAUAUCAGAGACCUCGAUAUCGUGUCCACGACAACAGGAGGAAGUGAGUUGCAAAGUCAAAUAUAGAAACGGCUCCUCUUUAGUAUACUCGUACGGAUUAGGAGCAGGGAGGCCGAAAAAAGUGUAAGAAAGCACUCGACGCUGAUUUGUAUUUUUGACAUUCUGAUAACAUAUUUUGUCGACACAUGGUUUUUUUUCCGGGCAGCGAUUGAUUCCUUUAUUGUUCAUGUUUGUACUAGUUGUAAUGGCGCAUUCUUGAUCAUUUUCUUGUACGUGCUAGCAUUUGGUUUAGUUUUUUGCUAUUGGAACAUAAUUGCAGUCCGCGCUGGUUGUAGAGCUGGCUUAAAGCAUCACACUGUGGAGCUAGGCAUCAUCGCAGAGCUCCUAGGAGAUAUCGCUAAUAUCGUGUAAGCAGUGCGGAUGUGAUUGAUAGAAGAUGCCAUGUUAGUUAGUAUGUCCUUUCUCCUGGUGGUCGUGGUGGUUUUGGAUGAGUACAGAUUUUCCGGUAGUCCUGCGAUAGCAGCUAUCACUCUCGAAUAGAAGUACUUCUACAAGCGAACUGGUUCUGAUGAAUCCUUGGGGAGAUUUUCGACAUUUUUGAAGGAUCGAUGAGCAUCAACACUCCGUAAUGAAUUCAUAUAUUUUCCGAAAAAAAAAUAAAAGAUCAGCGACCACUGUCUCAUGAUCAUACAUGCCGUUCCUGACAGUUCUUGCAGCUAAAACUCUACUCAUCACAAGCGAUGCUUUGAAUUUUCAUGACGAAAACAGAUCUUUGAUUGAGUAAGCGACAUUUGCUUGUGAGCAUCGAAAUGUUUUUGAAAGAACGAAG